AUGUCUUUUUCUAAGUUCGACCUCACCCUCCUGAAAAGAACAGCCUGGGGUGGAUUCGAUGCCGAUCACCCAUUCGAGAUCCUCUCGAAUCCCGAUCAAGUCCCACCAUUAUUCAUAGCGAUAUUGACUCUAAUCUUAUUUGGGUUUUUCCUAUUAUCCAACUUGCCCAAGGUGAUUUAUCGCUUUUCAUCCAAUUCGAGGGGUGGUGAAUUAUUCAAUGGAAUCAAAUUAUCUCGUAAACCACCUUCACCUUCACCGAAUGUUUUGGGAGGAGGAAUCGCUUUGGCUCAAACUCCAAUUACUGCUCGAUCAAGAGCAUCAACUUUCGUUUCUACCUCUUUCCUUCCACCUCUUCCUUCCUCUUCUCACGAAGGUGUAGUAGGUGUAUUUCAAUAUGGUAGCUAUCCUUCACCAUCGACUGAGAAACUCAUCAGACGAACCAACCCACCUAAAAGCUUCCCGUUGUUGAGUAGCUUUAUCCCGCUAGGACACUACUUGGAUGCCUAUAUACCGUUGGCAGGGUAUACACUAGGACAGACGUUUGUUUGUCUACUCUGGGCUGGUCUGACUGCCUUGGAAUUAUUCUACAAUUGCGAUGUCGUGACUGAGAACGUCAGAUCAGGUUUCGUAGCUACAAACCAACUACCUAUCGUCUUUCUCCUUGCUGGUAAGGUGAACUGGAUUGGGUACUUGGUAGGCAAAGGAUAUGAAAAGUUAAAUUUCCUGCAUCGGUUUGUCGGAAGAUGUAUCUUCAUCGCUGCCACCUUCCAUGCUGGCGGAUACUUGGUCAAAUGGAUGAAGAAAGGUGGUAUAGCUUACGUUUCCGAAGCUUCCCAAAAACCAUUCAUAAUGGCCGGUUCAGUCGCCUGGUCCGCAUUCGCCUUUAUAGGUGUAACUUCCAUUCCAAUCAUUCGAAGGAGGAUGUACGCCCUGUUUUGGACUUGUCAUUGGAUAGGUUUCGUCACUGCUAUAACAGCUUUAAGUUUCCAUAAACCUUAUACAGGUUUAUUUGCGACGAUUUGUCUACUACUCUACACUAAAGAUUUGAUCCUUCGACUAAUCUUGAAAACUCGUAUUGUCCCAGCCCGAAUCAUUGCUCUACCCGCACCAUCGAGCGACUUAUCCUCUGGAUCCACACAGAUCGUCCUACCUCUUCGAUCAGGUUGGAGAGCAGGUGAAGGUGGAGAGUUGGUCUUGAUUGCGAAGAAGGCGGGUGAUUGGACGAGAAAUUUAUACGAUUUUGCAUUAAGAGGUGGGAUUGCCCAACCCGCUUACCAGCGAAAGCAAGAACAGAAGGAGAAAGAUGAGGAGGGGAUGAACGAAAUUGAUUUUUCACAAGAGGAUAAGAGGGACUUGGCUUUAGAUAUGGGUAUGGUCGAAAGGGUCGAACAGGUUUUGGGAAGAAGUUGUAAAGUCCUGGUUGAAGGUCCUUACGGAGGACCAUGUUCAACUGUCUUUGCGAGUUAUUCAGGGAUCAUGUUAAUUGCUGGUGGGAGUGGUAUUACCUAUUCUUUAGGAAUGUUUGAAGAUGUCAUUAAGAAAGCUGAAGAAGGACAUCUGAGAGCGAGUACCGUCCAUUUCGUAUGGGCAGUGAAGACUUAUGAGGACGCACUUCCUCUUCUAAGUCAUUUGGAAGAUCUCAAUUCCCGAGCACGAGAUACGACGUUCAAACCUGUUAUCACCAUAUACAUCUCGCGAUCGUAUCGUAGAGAAACGUUCCUCCAAGGAAGUAUACGGUUCGUCACUGAACGACCGGACUUACCCACCAUAGUCAGAGAAGGGGUCAGUAAGACUAGGAUGGAUAGUUUGAGUUAUGCCAACUCCCCUGGAGCGAGUAAUUGUGGAUUAAUAUUGGGCGUUUGUGGGCCUAGACGGCUUAUUGACGGGACUAAUCUUGCUGUAAGGAGUGUUUCGUGGAAAGAGAAAAAGGAUAUCGGAGGGAUAACGGUUCAUAACGAGACUUUUGGUUGGUGA
Messenger RNA from Kwoniella botswanensis, 1974 nucleotides. RefSeq lists its product as uncharacterized. NCBI's taxonomy places the organism in Eukaryota, Fungi, Basidiomycota, Tremellomycetes, Tremellales, Cryptococcaceae. Bases 1 to 1974 code for a protein of 657 amino acids. Gene Ontology annotation, cellular component: plasma membrane. The record is from RefSeq and is a predicted model, not a curated record. The transcript is spliced from 13 exons. Gene Ontology annotation, molecular function: ferric-chelate reductase activity. Gene Ontology annotation, biological process: iron ion transport; intracellular iron ion homeostasis; copper ion import.